Molecule: messenger RNA, 2544 nt
Organism: Anoplopoma fimbria (sablefish)
Lineage: Eukaryota; Metazoa; Chordata; Actinopteri; Perciformes; Anoplopomatidae
Product: dipeptidyl aminopeptidase-like protein 6
Exons: 26
Coding region: 1-2544 (847 amino acids)
Biological process (GO): proteolysis
Molecular function (GO): dipeptidyl-peptidase activity; serine-type peptidase activity
Source: RefSeq, a predicted model, not a curated record
AUGGCGUCACUGUACCAGAGAUUCUCCGGCAAGAUCAACACAAACAAAACCUUCCCCAACCCUCCGGAGGCGAGCCUCCUCCUCGGGCAAAGUGUGGACGGGGAGCGUGCGGUGGAGAGCCAGAGAGCCCGGCUUCAGUACCGGGAGCACUGCGAGGACGAGGAUGAGCUGGUGGGCAGUAACCCUCCGCAGAGGAACUGGAAGGGAAUAGCGAUCGCCCUCCUUGUCAUUCUGGUCAUCUGCUCGCUGAUCGUCACCUCCGUCAUCCUGUUGACACCAGGUGAAGAUGACCACUUGGCUCUGAAGGGCAAGGUGACUGUUGCAGACCUCUUUAGAAAAGACUUCAAGGUUCACGACCCUCACGCCAAAUGGAUAAGCAGUAAUGAGCUAUUAUACCGUAAUCGUGAAGGCGACGUCGUCAAGUUCAACGCCGACUCUGGUGAAAAGACCAUCUUGGUGCAUAACAAGAAGUUUGAAAUGUACAAAGCCAGCAAGUACGAGGUGUCUCCUGACAUGAAGCAUGUGCUGCUGGCCUACAACGUUGCACCGGUGUACCAGCACUCUUACACGGCCUUCUACAUCAUCUGCAGUCUUGAUACUCCGGCGACGUGGAACUUGAACCCUCCAGAGGUCAGAAAUGCUCAGCUGCAGUACGCGGGCUGGGGACCCCAGGACCAGCAACUGAUCUUCGUUUUUGAGAACAACAUCUACUAUCGCUCCAGGGUCGACAACCGCUCCAUUCGUCUGGUGUCUACUGGCAAGGAGGGCGUCAUCUUCAACGGGCUCAGUGAUUGGCUGUAUGAAGAGGAGAUUUUCCAGUCCCACAUCGCCCAUUGGUGGUCUCCAGAUGGUGCCAGGUUAGCGUACGCCACCAUCAAUGACACCCUGGUGCCCAGAAUGGAGCUGCCCAUGUUUACGGGCACACCGUACCCGAUGGGGAAAGAGUACCACUACCCUAAGGCCGGUGAGGAGAACCCAGUUAUCACUCUGUAUGUUGUGAACCUUAACGGCCCUCUUCACACCAUCGAGAUGAGGAGACCUGAUGAUCCCAGGAUGGGUGAGUACUACGUGACCAUGGUGAAAUGGGCCACCACCACCAAACUGGCCAUCAACUGGCUGAACAGAGCCCAGAACAUCUCUAUACUCACACUGUGUGAGGCCACAACGGGGGUCUGCACAAAGAAACAUGAGGAUGAAAGUGAAGGAUGGCUGCACAGACAGAAUGAGAAGCCUCUGUUUUCCAAAGAUGGGCUGAAGCUGUUCUUCACCCGUGCCAUUCCACAAGGAGGCAGGGGCAAGUUCUUCCACAUCUCCAUGUCCAUCUCCCAGCCCAACACCAGUACUGACACACUGCAGUCCAUCACAUCUGGAGACUGGGAUGUCACCCAAGUCUUGGCCUACAAUGAGGACAGCCAAUUGAUAUACUUCUUGAGCACUGAGGACGGUCCGAAACGAAGACAUUUGUACAGCGCGGACACCUUUGGUUCGUUCAACCGUCGCUGUCUGUCCUGUGCCUUGUACGACAGCUGUGACUACAUCAGCGGCUCCUUCAGCCACAACAUGAGCUAUUUCCUGCUAAACUGCCAAGGACGGGACAUCCCAUUCGUCUCCGUGUACAAGACGCAGAGAGACGGAGAGAGCGAGACGCAAGACAGGGAGAGCAUUGCAGAAGUACAUAAACUGGAGGGCAAUGAGAACCUGAGGCUGACCCUGGACUCCAUGCAGAUGCCCACCGUGGAAUACAAGGAGAUCAACAUGGAUGACUACACCUUGUCAAUGCAGAUCCUUAAACCCGCCGGCUUUGUGGACUCAGCACACUAUCCGCUGCUCCUGCUCGUCGAUGGGACACCUGGUGGUCAGAUGGUUGCAGAACAGUUCCACAUGGACUGGGCCACGGUGCUGGUGAGCAGCUUCGGUGCCAUCGUGGUGCGCUGUGAUGGACAAGGCAGCGGCUUCCAGGGCACCAACCUGCUGCACCGGAUCCAGAAGAAGCUGGGGGUGUACGAGGAGCAGGAUCAGAAGAACGCACUCAAUAUUCUUUUGAAAGAGCCCUACAUCGACAAAACCAGAGUUGGAGCUUUUGGGAAGGUGUAUGGAGGCUAUGUGACCAGCCUGUUGGUCAGUGGCGAGGAAUCCCCUGUGAAGUGUGGCGCUGUCCUCUCACCCAUCACCGACUUUGAAUUAUACGCAUCUGCCUUUUCAGAAAGAUAUCUUGGGCUGCCUAAACCUGAUCCAAGGGCGUACACAAUGGCAAAUUUAGCACACAGAGCGUCUCAGUUCAUGGAUAAGAAGUUUCUUAUUAUUCAUCCAACAGCUGAUGAAAAGGUCCAUUUCCAGCAUACAGCAAAAUUCAUCGCCCAGCUCAUAAAUGAGAAAGCCAACUAUACCUUACAGAUCUACCCAGAUGAAGGCCACUUCAUCCACAGUGAAGCAACAAGGCAACACCUCAGCCAGUCCCUGGUGAACUUCUUUGAGGAAUGCUUCAGGCUACCAGAACGAGUGUUUGAGGAGGCCCUGGAGGAGGAGAGUGAAGACGACGGUUAG